This is a messenger RNA of Blepharisma stoltei, 1068 nucleotides long. The record is from the annotation of a GenBank genome assembly. Lineage: Eukaryota; Ciliophora; Heterotrichea; Heterotrichida; Blepharismidae.
AUGAAUGAGCAGAAGUGAAAUGAAAGGUUUGAAGAAAUGAUGCAAAAAAAGCGCAAAACACAAGAAAAGCUAAAAAUGCUUCAAGCUCAAAAACUUCUAGAUGAAAUGAAAGAGGUCACUGGCGUCCCCAAAAUCAACGAAGUAAGCAGAAAAGUUGCAAAUGAGCUUGCAAAAAUUGAAGCUGAAAAAGCAGCAAAUUCAGAAUCCAAUAACUAUAAAGAAGCAACCCCUAUUUCAAACGCUUCUAAAGGUGACAAUCAAGCUCAACCAAACAAAUCAUUCUCUAGAAGUGCUGCAAAAUACCUCAAAAACGACGACCUUGAAUCAAAGCGGCUUCCUCCACCAACCGAAAUUGUAUUUCCUCCUAAAAAAUCUGACACUUUGCCUAGCAAAGAGUUCAAAGACCUUCAAGAAACUUAUAUAAGAGCUCAAACCCUUCAUUGCCAGCAGCAGAACUCUCAAGCUCUUUCACCAAGAUGCCAUAUAGACUUGCAGUCUGGACAAGCAUCUGAGCAAUAUAUAAAUUUAAGGGCUCCAAAGAAUGGAAAAGUGAGCAACACAAUGGGAGUGAGCCAAGCAGAAACACUGAGAAGGGAUUUUCUUCAGACUGAAGAGAAUAGUAAAGAGAAGCUUGAUACGUAUAUGAAAAAUAUUAAAUGGGUACAAAAGAGAGAAGAAAAACUUAAAGAGCAGAGAUGGGAUAGACAAGUGUCAGAAAUCACGCCUUGCACGUUUAAGCCUGCUCUUACUAAAUCUCAAAGCUUAAGAAACAGCUUUUCAGGACCUCAUGAGGAUAAAGACAAUAACUACCUUGAUAUGCAUUAUAGAAGAAAGAAUCUGCAAGAGAGCUUAGAGAAACAAGAAGUAAAGCUAAAAAAAGCAGAAAGUGUAAGAAGCGCUGAGGCUGAUUCUGUUGAAGAAUCUCAAGUUCAAAGUUUGAAGGACAAGCCUUUUACUUAUUCAGCACUAGCUCCUAUGGGAUCUAGAGUCAAGUAUAAAGAAGGGUUCAAUGUUAAGAAAUUUACGAAUACUGCCAAGCCUAUGGUCAGUUAUAAACGACUAGAAUAA